Molecule: messenger RNA, 297 nt
Organism: Rodentolepis nana
Lineage: Eukaryota; Metazoa; Platyhelminthes; Cestoda; Cyclophyllidea; Hymenolepididae
Source: the annotation of a GenBank genome assembly
AUAUCUAGAAGGGCAAUUUUGCGACCAGCAACUCAGUGGGCACUUUACAAGGACCUGCAGCAGCUUGACAUGACCGUUGAGAGUUCAGCCGUUGACCAAGCAGAAUUCCUUGAAGUUGACGUGAUGACAGGCAGACUAACUCUGAAGCCAAAGACGGGUCAGAGUGCACACGCUGUCUUCGCAAUGACAGUUAGCCAAGCUCAAAUACCUAUUUCACUAGCCAAUCCUAUUCUGAAUAGUCGACAUUCAGAGGGACCUAGUUUAGCAGAAGCCCCUCGAGGAUUAGGCCAAGUUUAA